Messenger RNA from Suillus subaureus, 1747 nucleotides. RefSeq lists its product as uncharacterized. The transcript has 11 exons. The record is from RefSeq and is a predicted model, not a curated record. NCBI's taxonomy places the organism in Eukaryota, Fungi, Basidiomycota, Agaricomycetes, Boletales, Suillaceae. Bases 318 to 1625 code for a protein of 435 amino acids.
AUCGUCGUCGAACUUUCCAAGAAUCCAACAACCGAAACCGAGCAGUUUGUCUUUUCCGAUGAAUCCCUGGAGCUCCGGCCUACCACUGAUGACAUCUUUCGGAAGUGUCCUCAGUAAGUCCGGAUCAUCAUGAAAGUGGCAUCCUUUAGGCUGAUGCUGGGGACUUUCUAAGAUUCCGAAUUCUGGUGAUAGGAAAGGUACCAGGCUUUCGCUGAUCUCAGGCCAGUAUUGACACGGUAUUCCAAUAGACCGGUGUUGGCAAGUCUUCACUGAUCAACCACGCAUUUGGAGUGCAAAACGCGACCACUUCGCACAAUAUGCCAGGCGAGGUCAGCAUCGACCAUGAAUUCAUCUCGCCACAGAACAACAAGUUUGUUCUCCACGAUAGCAAAGGUUUUGAACCAGGGGAAAAAGACAACCUCAAAAUAGUCCGAGAUUUCAUUAACUAUCGGAGAGCAAAGCCCGAUUUGAAAGAUCAGCUGCACGCCGUUUGGCUCUGCUUUGAAAUACCCCGCGCAAACGGGCGUUUACUAGAGACCGGCGUGGAGCAAUUUCUCACAUCGAAGCGAGAAGGAGAGCUAGGAGACAUUCCCAUUGUUGCUGUCUUCACUAAAUACGACACCCUCCUCGACCGCGUGGAGCGAACCCUGGACAAGUCCUCUAUCAAGGGUCUGAGCCAGGCGGCGAUCCAGGACAUCAUCAAGAAAAACGCAGAAGACAAGCUACAGGAAGUCUGUGUCGCACCCCUAGAGAAGUUCGCAAAAUCGGCUGUCCCGCAUGUUACGGUCUCCACAAACGGAAACCAUGAGGGGACGCUAGCCCGACUGAUCCAAACCACCGAAGAACUCGUUCGUAACCAUGUUGGGACCGACGCGUCGGUGAUGACAUCCGUCGCUCAACGAGUGGAUCCUAGACUCAAAAUAAGAGCAUCGAUAGAAGUUGGCAAGAGAAAAUACUGGAAGGCGCUCGCAUCAAGCGUACCAUUCAAGAACCGUUCGAUGUGGGACUGUCUGCACGUGCUUCACACUGACAUCGUCAAUGUUUGGAACUUCCAAGACCCUCAUGGUUACUUGUGCAGCCCAGAGUUCAGGACAUUGAUGACGAACAUGGUCAAUGAGCUGGACGUUGGACCCCCUACUGAUCCCAACAAGACCCUUUCAUUUGGGCUCACUAUUGUGGGUACUAUUGCGACCAUCGUGUCUGCCCUGUCCGGACCUGCAGCCCCUAUCGUAGUGCCGAUAGCGGCAAGCGUUGUGAUCGCAAGCUGGGUUUACGAGUUGUAUGAGCAGACUCGCCCUGCCCUCCAGCGCUUUAUGAAAUACAUCAUCGACUUGACUCUUGUGUUGCAGACACUGGUUCUUGUGGCGGGAAAUCAAGAACUGUCUCGUAAGGCCAUCAAACUUGCGGCCAAGUCCUACCACGAGUCACCAAUGAAUGGAGAAGUCCAUAAUCGGAUUCAGGAGUAUGACAGGCAAUUGACCUUGCGGCAACGUGCGAACCGUGAUUCGUUGGAUCAAAUCAUCGAGCUACUACAACCAUACAACACUAGCGCAGAAGAAAUGUCGGAUCUUCGGGGAAAAUUGCCCGUUGUGGAUUUAUCAUCGGAUGAACCAUGGGACAGUUAGCACUCGAUUCUUUCUUUUGUGUAUAAUAUUGCGCGUUUGCUGGCGUCUGACUUCUGGAGUACCUACGGGAUUGUAUUACACGGGUCCUCACUCGUACUAUGUAAUUGGAAUUAUGGCUGGUC